This is a messenger RNA of Carassius carassius (crucian carp), 1094 nucleotides long. Its product is annotated as formyl peptide receptor-related sequence 1-like. The record is from RefSeq and is a predicted model, not a curated record. Gene Ontology annotation, molecular function: G protein-coupled receptor activity; complement receptor activity. The transcript is spliced from 3 exons. Gene Ontology annotation, cellular component: plasma membrane. The coding region runs from base 1 to 723 and encodes 240 amino acids. NCBI's taxonomy places the organism in Eukaryota, Metazoa, Chordata, Actinopteri, Cypriniformes, Cyprinidae. Gene Ontology annotation, biological process: inflammatory response; phospholipase C-activating G protein-coupled receptor signaling pathway; complement receptor mediated signaling pathway.
AUGACCUCCAAAACAACUCUUCUCCUCCACACCCACUCUGAGGUCUCAAACCACCAUGCAAUCACUACAGUGGACAAUGGAGCCAUUAUGAACAAGGUUAGCAUUGCCUUCCUCACCAUCAUUAUUCUCCUCGGGACCAUUGGGAACUCUUUGGUCAUCUGGGUGGCCGGCUUCCGUAUGAAACCCAAAGUCACUAACAUAUGGCUGGUGAAUCUCGCUGUAGCAGACCUGAUCUUCUGCCUGACACGAGUCAUAUCACUCAUCUCAAGUCUGUUCUUCGACUACUGGCCUUUUGGAGUUUUUCUCUGCAAGUUCAAUGGUUUUUUCAAGUAUGCCAACAUGUUCUGCAGUGUUUUUCAUCUGGCUGUCAUCAGUGUGGAUCGAGCUCUCUGUAUCUGGCGUCCAGUGUUCACCAGAGAACACCGGACGUUAAGUGCUGCUCGUGUGGUCAGUGUGGGAGUUUGGAUUGUGGCAGUGAUGUUCAGCUCACCGUACUUUGUGUACCGACAGGUCUUCCUUGAAAAGAACAACUUGAGCCACUGCUCAUUCAAGGUGAAAGGAGAAGAAGAAGCACGUGGCAGUUCAGCAAACUGCUGUUGGGAUACGCAGAACACGGCUCUCUGGAAAAUCAAGGCCUCUUCGGAUUCUUGUCUUUUUGGUCUGUGCCUUUUUCUUAUGCUGGGCCCCCUAUCACGUUCUAGGACUGGUCAAGUUGGUGAAUAGAAACAACAAGGCAGUAAAAGAAGGAUGGACUAUGGUUUCAAACUUAGCCUAUUUCAACAGCUGCAUUAACCCGGUUCUGUAUUUCUGCAUGGGAUUGGAUUUUAGUCGAUGCUGCAACCAAAGUUUGUCUGGGAUUUUUCGCAGAGCUCUUAUGGAGGAAGGCCAAAAUCUCUCACAUCAAGGGACUAGAGAAAAAAACUGUAAUUUCAUUCCAAAGACUGCAGAUACUGAGUGUGAAACUAAAGUUUAAGAGAUUAAUAUCUAACAUCAAGGUUAGUAUCUAACAAAAACAAAAAGUUAACGCACCUCAGUGUCUUCUAGCUAGCUUGAAUCAGUAGAUGGAGACUUUAUAUUGCAAAAUGCUGAAACUA